GUUUCUUUGUUACACAUUGAACAUCAAAAACUACAACAAAUUAUCGCGAAUGACCGAUUUCAUUUCAUGGCCAAUUCAUACAGAGAGUUGUUAAAUAGAACACAAAAUGGAUAAACAUAACAGUUCAGAGUUACUAAGUUCUGAAUUUUCGUUAUCGAAAAAUGCUAGUUCGGACUCUUUGGAUUCUGAUUCUAAAUCGAGUUCAUUGAAUUCUAAACACGGACAAGACUCCCCCAAUGUUCUAGGAGACAUUCAGUUGUUAGAUGGUGAGAAAGUAAUGAGUGUGGCUCGAGAUGUAACAUACUUGUGUCCAUAUAGUGGCCCCUCCCGAGGAGUGCUUAAAGUUACCAACUACCAGCUUCAUUUCAGACCCACGGACCCUACUGCGCUGCAAGGGACAUUGAGUGUGCCUUUGGGAGUUGUAUCUCGCAUAGAAAAAGUGGGUGGAGCUUCCUCCAAAGGCGAAAAUUCCUAUGGCAUUGAAGUGUUUUGUAAAGAUAUGAGAAAUCUACGCUUCGCUCAUAAACAAGAGAAUCAUUCUCGUCGUGGAAUAUUUGAAAAGUUGCAGCAGCUUGCAUUUCCUUUGUCACACAGACUGCCACUAUUUGCAUUCAGUUAUUCGGAGACAUUUCCUGAUGAUGGAUGGCAUAUUUAUGAGCCCAUUGCAGAAUUAAGAAGAAUGGGUGUAAACAACGACAUGUGGCGGAUAACACGUAUCAACGAUAAGUAUGAAGUAUGCGACAGUUACCCUGCCGUGUGGGCGGUUCCGGCGGCCGCUAACGACGAUCUCUUGCGGUCCGUGGCUACGUUCAGGUCGCGUGGACGGCUGCCUGUUCUUGCCUGGAUACACCCCAGCUCACAAGCCACUAUUACUAGAUGCAGUCAACCGUUAGUUGGUGUGAGCGGCAAACGCAGCCGCGAGGACGAGCGCUACAUCCAAUUAAUAAUGGAUGCAAAUGCGCAGGCGCACAAAUUGUUCAUCAUGGACGCUCGGCCGACUGCUAACGCGGUCGCUAACAAGACUAGAGGAGGAGGGUAUGAAUCCGAGGAUGCUUACCAGAACGCUGACUUGGUGUUCUUGGACAUUCACAACAUCCACGUAAUGCGGGAGUGCUUGCGUAAAAUUAAAGAACUGUGCUUCCCUCAGAUAGAUCAGACCAGAUGGUUCAGUGGAAUAGAGGCUAGCUGUUGGCUGAAGCACAUUAAAUGUAUAUUAGCUGGAGCAGUACGCAUUGUCGACAAGGUAGAAAACCAUAAGACGUCAGUGCUGGUGCAUUGCUCGGACGGGUGGGACCGCACCGCGCAGCUCACCGCCCUCGCCAUGCUGAUGCUGGACCCGUAUUACAGGACCCUGCGAGGAUUCGAAGUGCUCAUAGAAAAAGAAUGGCUUUCGUUCGGACAUAAGUUCCAGUUGCGUAUAGGCCACGGCGACGACCGUCACUCAGACGCGGAUCGGUCUCCAGUGUUCGUGCAAUGGAUGGACUGCGUGUGGCAGUUACAGCAGCAGUUCCCGACAGCCUUCGAGUUCACAGAGAGAUUGCUAAUCACCAUUGUCGAUCAUCUUUACUCGUGUCGGUUCGGCACGUUCCUUUUCAACACGGAGAGGGAGAGAGUUAAAGAAGAGGUAAAGACCAAAACGGUUUCAUUAUGGUCGUACAUAAACAGUCGUCAGGAUUUAUACUUAAACCCGUUGUACUGGGGUCCGUCUUCAUUCGGGGCCAAUUCGCCUACGACGCCGUACACGAGGCCGCAAGUCGUGCUCGUGCCCGUCGCUUCACUCAGGGUCAUCAAGCUGUGGAAGGCGCUUUAUUGCAGAUGGAACCCUACCAUGAGGCAGCAGGACCCGAUCUACCAGCGCACGCGCGAGCUGGUGGCGCUGCGCGCGCAGCUGGAGGCGGCGGCGGCGAGCGCGGCGGGCGAGCACGCCGCCAAGCACCACCGCCUCGGCCUCACGCCGCCGCGCGUCGCCAGCCCGCACCACGCCUGAAGCUGCUCCACCUUCAGCGCCAUGUGCCACACGUGGAUAUUUGACGAUGUGUAAUCGUGAACGUGCAGCGGCGCAAUGGCUCUGUUGCCAGACCCGUAAAGUAGAAAAAAACAUUCAAUAUAUUCGUCAUAUGGACUUGUUCUUAUAAAACUGUAUACACACCGGUAUUCUAAAUUCUCACAAUUUGUAUUUGUAUCAGUAAUGCCAGAUGUUUAAUUUGUAAUAUGCCGAAAUUCAAUUCAGGAAUAAUCACUCCUGACAAUAUUGUUUCACAGAAAAUAUGUUCCGCGAUUCAAGUUCGUUUAUAAUUUUUAAACGUACUUUUUUGCAUCAAAAACAGAAUUUCGGUCAUCUAGAUCUUCAUGUAAGCUAUUACAGAUGAUUUUUGAGUGGGAAAUAUACGGUUGUGUAUAUUGGUUUUAGUAUAUCAAUGUAUUUUGAGGAGUAAAAGAAGCCAUCACAGUGUGAUGUAAGUGAAGUGGAUUUUCCUUAACUUGUGAUCAUUAUAAAGGUGUGGGACGCACCUGUGUCGGGAAGAACACUGAAAACCUGCAUCACUGUUCUGUCUACAACAGCAAGGCAUUCGUGUUUCUUCUUCCUCCGUUAUAAUUUAUAACUAAAAAUAUGAUGUAUUCGUAAGUAUAAUGUAGUGGUAAAUAAUGGAGAAUUUUGUUUUGACGCCUGUAUAGCGCCUCCAAAUUAGCAGCCCCAAUAGUUCCAUUAUAUAGAAACAUGCGCGGCAAAUAUGAAGUCCUUAACUUUGUAUUCAGUAACGAAAUACUUUUAGAAUGUUAACUGUGUAAUACAAAAUAGUAAUAAAAAUAAUAAUAUUGUGCUAGUUAUCUACAGUUGUUUAUGAAAACGGUAUUUCGAUAUUAACUUUUAUUGCCAAGUAUUCAAUUUAUAAAAAUAUUAUUAUAAUAGAAAGAAGGUACCGAAAGUAUUUUAUAUUAUUUAGUUCAUUUCGCGAAACACAUAAUAUCCUUGUAACUUUCUUCUUCAAUGGUGAAUUUAUUUUUAAUUAUUCAAAUGUUACGGCGUGGCUACUACUUGAAAACCAGUCUGUUACUUUAUUCCUUUUACAUAUAUUAUCCAAUCAAGACGAGUCGAUUUACAGCCGUAUUCAAUAAACGAUCCCAAUUUCGAUCUUCAAUCCGUUACCGAGAAUAAACCAAUCGAAAUUAGUUAUUUGUAAACAUGUAAAAAAUCUUUGUUCUGAUUGGUGCAUUUUUGAGAUAGAUCAAAAAAGGGAUUGAGAUCGUGUAUUGAAAAUUACGGUUGUUUGACAGCUACUUAGAUUAAACAAGUCCUUGAACAUAGGCUAAGUAUUUUUAAAACUGGAAAAUUAUUGGUGGGAAUUAUGAGUAUUCCGGGAAAAGUUACGCGGACGGAGCCGCGAGCAAACAUUAGUGAAUUAUAAAUAUACUAACAUUGAUAUAUAUGUAGAAUAUACGUUAAUGUAUACUAAAUAAUGAAUAUUGAUAGAUAUCGUAGUAAAGUUAAUAAACAUAUGAGUGUAUUUAAUACUUCUAGUGCUUGUUUACAUUUAGUUAAGUAAUGUAAAAUAGCUUCGGCUUUCACUUUAUUUUUAUAUUUAUGUAUAGAAAUAAUUGUCGUAUUUUAUGCACAUUUAUUAAUUUCACAUAUCUAUUAUAAGAAGCCAAAUUACUACAAUAAAUAACUUAGUUGUAAUAUGCACAAAGACUAUUCUAUUUGUCUCGCGUAUAGAGAUAAUUAAAUUAUAAUAAGCAAUGGCGGCCUUAACCCCCGCGAAGCCGAGGAAAAUGAAAGCUCCCGAUAUUAACAGUUUUGUAGGUAAGAUGGUAAAAAAAGGUCCUCUAAGGCCCCUGUCAGCGCGAGGCACCGGAAGGUCGUCUCCUCUAAGUUCGUCACUGCUAAUAAGUAAACCCCUUAUUCAUAGACGUUAUUUAUCUAAGGAUGGAGCAUUGCUGUGAUAACACGUCUGUUUCUCAACUUUGUUUAUCUGACAGCAUGCUGUUUGUUCAGCUUUGUUUAUCUGACAGCCAACCAGCUUGUAUCUCAAUAUUAGUCAACCACAACGGCCCUAUUUCUACGCACUGUGAAGGCUGCCAUGCCGUCAGCACUGAGAAACAGACUUGAUAUCACAGCAAUGCUUCCUCCUUAGAUAAAUAACGUCUAUGAACAAGGGGGUUAGUCUAUAUUCUUUAAUAAUUAAUUAACAUAUUAUUAAGAAGUGUAAAUUGAGGCUCUAUGUUCUCCAUUACAAUAAGCGAAUAUAAUGUAUAUUUAACUGCAUUUAUGUUUAGAAUAAGUAUCUAAAAAGACGGCUUUGUAUUUUAUUCCGUAUGCGGAACGAGAACCUUUCGAUUUAAUAUGAAGGUCAUUGUAUCGUAAAAAAAUAUAUUUACAAUUAGUACUAAUUGACUUGUAAAAUAAUAUUUGAUUUGUUGCUGGCUUUUUAAUUCGACGGUUAAGUUUUAUCGGAGGAAUAACUUAAAAAAAUUAUAAGUUACGAAAUAUAUGGAAAUUGCAAAGUGGUUAAUUCCUUCGAAUGAAAUAAACCUGACGAAGAUAAUAUCUGUCAGAAAAAUUAAAUAACGCGUUCUACAGGGCAAGUUUUUAUUAUUUACAUUCUUGAACCGUGGAAUAAAAUCAAAAAUUGAACUUAUUGAACAUUUAAAAUAAUUAUAACUUAAAAUAUAUUGUAACUGACAUGUGUAGUUGGUUACAAAAAAAAAAAACGUAUUGUUAAUUCCAUGUUAUGACGGGCAGGCUUAGUGUUGAAACUUUGUUUUUAUCUAAUAUUUUUCAAAAUAGGCCAUCUUCGCAAAUUAAUACUGCGUUUCUGUGCUUUUAACCGUCAUGGAUUUGGUCCUAUUUGGAAUUUACCGAUUCAUUUCCGUUUCCAUUUUCUGAAGUAAAAGAAAAUGUAAUUUAUGACGAAAUGUAAAUAAAUAUUAUUGUAAGAAACCAGUCUUUUAAUAGGAUAAUUUACAAAUAUCUAGAUUGUAAAAGUCAAAGAACAAUAACUACACAUACUGACGAGCCUCAUUAGCGCAUUUACGCCAAAAUUUUUCAACUAUAAGAAAUUGACAAUUUA
Manduca sexta (tobacco hornworm) is the source of this 5069-nucleotide messenger RNA. It is a transcript of the gene mtm, whose product is annotated as myotubularin-related protein 2. The transcript is spliced from 12 exons. The coding region runs from base 107 to 1987 and encodes 626 amino acids. The record is from RefSeq and is a predicted model, not a curated record. NCBI's taxonomy places the organism in Eukaryota, Metazoa, Arthropoda, Insecta, Lepidoptera, Sphingidae. Gene Ontology annotation, molecular function: phosphatidylinositol-3,5-bisphosphate 3-phosphatase activity. Gene Ontology annotation, biological process: dephosphorylation.